UGACCGACGCUGGCCGCCAUUUGUUUCGUGUAAACACAACGACCGGGUUGCGGAACAUCUAUAUCUGACUUUUACAAGGAAUUGUAUAUAAAUUUGUGUUUUUACGCGUAUUAAAAUGUCGGACGUUGACGGAGUAAAUACUAAUAGUGCAACUAAUGAAGAAAAUAGUCAGAAUGACAAAUCGCCAAAAGGGAAAAAGGGAAAGAAAAUAGACAGGGCUCUCGAGGAAAGUGAGGCCAUUACAAAGGGAAUCGCCCCAGAAGUCGAAGGUAGACGCGUGACACGGUCUUCGGCGAGAGGCGUUCCGGCGACACCUCCUCCACCCGCUAAAAAAGAGCGUAAGAGCUCAUCGGCCAGUAAAGGAAAAGGACGAGGUCGUCCAAAAACGACGGCAAAGGACGAAACCGAUUCUCAAGACGAAAACAAAGACUCGGCGCCCGAAAGUUCAGAGGAACAGCCGAAGAUCGACGAACCCACCGAUAAAACUGACGGCGAGCCCGUCGAGAAUAACACACAUGCCGAGAAGGACGAAUCUGCCAAUAAUAAUGCAGAAGUGAAUGAUACGAAGGAAACACAAGAGAAUGGCGCAAAAGAAGAUAUCGCCGACGCUCCAAUGUCGGAGGAUAAAAGCGAAGAAUCGUCCGAGGAAGUUAGCAAAGAGAAAAAUGAUCUUGGAGAGUCUAGUGCGAAUGCAAUAGAAGAGGACAAACCUGAAUAAAUGUAUGUGUGUGAAUAAAACUUGUCUUAUUAUAGUAGGGUUUUGCCUAUAUAUUUUACAAUGUAAUUUUACCAACUUCUAAUAAAUUGACGAAAACAUGUCUUCAAGGUAUAUGGAUAAAUUAUUGAUAACAAAAAUUGGUAUAAUUACAUUUUAUACAAAGUGCAAAAAAUGAUUGCUGUUAAUAUUUUUUAAGAAGAGGAUAACUUAGUAAUUUCAAUCAUUAUUUUUGUUUUGUAUAUUUUUGUAAGACAAAUUUGGUUUUAUUAGUUUGUGGAUGGCAACCUAUUGAUAAGUUCUAUUUUAGAGUAGUGAAACGUACAUAUUGGAAUAUGUACCUGAACUAAUUACAUUUCGUUUAUAACUGAUCAACAAAAACUAAUCGACCGAGAUCAACAAAUAUCCAUUGUUGUCGUUGCAAGCACAAAUGUAAUUGGUAUUUUGUUACUUGCUUCAUUCGCAUAUCCAAAUUGGGAAAAUAAUAUUCAACUAUCACACAGUCAUCAUUCUUUCACUUGUAAAUUUGACUUUUAUAGAUUUGUUUUAACUGCACUCAUAGACUUAAUAAGAAUAGUUCAUUAUUAUAUUAUUAUUACCUUUAUAGCUAUUUUCGUAUGGAAGGGCCAUUUGUGUUUUUUUUUAAAGUUGAGUAUUCGAUUAAAAUUGUAUAUUUACUGCAAGUGUAUUCGUUUAUUCAUGAAUAUAAAUAUCAACUAAUUACGUUGUAUCUUAUUAACAAUGGUAUAAAAAGUGGUAGACCUGGGCUAAGUCUGUACAUAAACGAUAUUCCAUCAAUCAGUAUGACCAGAUAGUACAAGACAUUGUAGAAAAUUUAUUUCGUAACUUAUUGUGAAGAAAGGAUUUCUGCGCAAUUAGAUGUUCACAAAACCCUUCUUUUUAGUUGUGUAUUUGAACAAAUUUUGUAAUAUAGGCACAGAUAUUAAUUAUGUUGCAAAGUAUUAAACACCGAAGUGGUGGUGUUUGGUGCGUGAGCGGGCACAUUUUGGUUGGGUUCAUUUUCAUUGUAAAGAUACUCGGACAUUUUCAUAACCACUGGCAUUUUUCUAACUUUAUAACAAAUUCUACAUGUACGUUACGAAUAGAAUAGUUUAAGAUUUGUAUAGGUAUUUAACUAACUUUAGACAGAUUUGAGAAUUAAAUGUUGGUUGUAAUAGCAUAUUCAGAAUUUGUGCGAUGUAUGACUGAAAUUACUUAGACAAAAUAAAAUAAUGAGUAAUAUA
Messenger RNA from Photinus pyralis (common eastern firefly), 1959 nucleotides. RefSeq lists its product as uncharacterized. Lineage: Eukaryota; Metazoa; Arthropoda; Insecta; Coleoptera; Lampyridae. The record is from RefSeq and is a predicted model, not a curated record. The transcript has 5 exons. The coding region runs from base 116 to 718 and encodes 200 amino acids.